This is a messenger RNA of Fonsecaea multimorphosa CBS 102226, 1485 nucleotides long. RefSeq lists its product as uncharacterized. Gene Ontology annotation, molecular function: succinate-semialdehyde dehydrogenase (NAD+) activity. The coding region runs from base 1 to 1485 and encodes 494 amino acids. The record is from RefSeq and is a predicted model, not a curated record. The transcript is spliced from 3 exons. NCBI's taxonomy places the organism in Eukaryota, Fungi, Ascomycota, Eurotiomycetes, Chaetothyriales, Herpotrichiellaceae.
AUGGCUACGCCCAACACCCUUCCUUUAAUCAUCGACAACAAGCCUGUCCAGCCAGCAGGCUCCGCAGUGGUGACAAAUGCCUCCAGCAAGCUCAAGGCCCACUAUGUCAGAUAUGUCAGCGCCACUCCAGAAGACGCUGUUGCCGCCGUGGAAUCUGCUCAGACUGCUUUCCGCGUGUGGUCCCAAAGCCUCCCGCGCACGCGCAGGACCAUCUUGCAGAAGACGGCGGCAUUGAUCCGUGAACACGCGUCUGAACUGGUCAAGUUACAAGUCGAGGAGACCAACUGUCCUCAACCUUGGGCGGCAUUCAACAUCAAUAUAGCAGCGUUGCAUCUGGAGGAGAUUGCCGGAAGAAUCACGACAGCCCUCACGGGAGACAUACCUGUGGUUCAGACUCCAGGCCAAAUUGGAUAUGUGUACAAGCGCCCCCUUGGCGUAGUUCUGAGCAUUCCGCCGUGGAAUGCGGCAGUCUUCCUUGCGACCCGAGCCAUUGAUACUCCCAUCGCUGUGGGUUGUGCGGUCGUGCUCAAGGCGUCUGAGCAAUCACCCAACACGCACCACUUUCUGGCGGGGCUAUUCCACCGUGCCGGUCUCCCAGCUGGUGUGUUGAAUGUCAUUCAAACCCGACGAGAAGACGCCGCGGCUGUCACUGAGGCAUUGGUCUCCCACCGUCACAUCCGAAAGAUCGAGUUCAUUGGAUCGGCUGGUGUCGGAUGUCGCAUUGGUGCACUCGCCGGUAAAUACCUGAAGCCCACGCUUAUGGAGCUGGGAGGUAAAGCCGCAGCUUUGGUGCUCGACGACGCCGAUCUGGAACUCGCCGCCCAGGGCUGCGUGCACGGCGCGUACAUGCACAAUGGGCAAACGUGCUUCUCGACCGAGCGCAUCAUCGUGAACAAGACGGUCGUGGAGAAUUUCAUCCCCUUCCUGUCCGAUGCAGCAUCGAGAUUCCCCAUCCAAGAAGCUAUUUCUCCCACAGGGGCCAACAACACACUGCGAAUGUUGCAGGAUGCAGUUUCAAAGGGAGCCAAUGUGCUUUACGGCCAAGUCAAGCUCCUCUCAUCCACAAAACUGCAACCCAUCAUCCUGUCCGGGUUGACGCCCGACAUGGAGAUCCACGACAACGAAUCCUUUGGCCCGGUCCUGGCCGUGUACACCGCGGAGAAUGACGAGGAAGCAAUCGAACUUGCCAACAGCACCAAGUACGGUCUCAGCGCAGGAGUCUAUAGCAGGGACAUCGGUCGAGCAAUCAAAGUUGCGAGCCGCCUCGAGGUCGGGCAGACGCACAUCAAUUUCCCCAUGGGCACAGGGCUGGACGAGGCGACUCUGGCCGUGGGCUUAUCCAAGGGGAGUGGGUGGGCUAAACAGAAUGGAGGUUAUGGCUUGGACGAAUUCUUGGAGUUGAGAACCAUAACGGUGACGGAUCCGGUUGAAUUUGCCGCUGGUAUGGCUGCAAUGGCGCAGUCGUCAAGUGCAAAAGGAGCUUGA